This is a messenger RNA of Podarcis raffonei (Aeolian wall lizard), 1833 nucleotides long. Its product is annotated as phospholipid scramblase 2-like. Gene Ontology annotation, biological process: plasma membrane phospholipid scrambling. Gene Ontology annotation, molecular function: phospholipid scramblase activity. The transcript has 7 exons. The record is from RefSeq and is a predicted model, not a curated record. NCBI's taxonomy places the organism in Eukaryota, Metazoa, Chordata, Lepidosauria, Squamata, Lacertidae. The coding region runs from base 624 to 1640 and encodes 338 amino acids. Gene Ontology annotation, cellular component: plasma membrane.
GGACUGCCUUGUAAGGUGGUGGACUCUCCUUCAUUUGUGGUUUUUAAAGAGAGGUUGGGUGGCCACCUGCCAGGGAGGCUUUAGCUGCAUUUCAGAGGGUUGGACUAGAUGACCCCCCAGGGUCCCUUCCAGCUCUACAAUUCUAUGAUCUCCCUGUCGGGGCAGACUUUGGUAAUCUUUCAUAAUACAGCGCCCUGUGCGAGGCCAAAAUGUGGUGCCUCAAAACAGAUCUUCUGAGUUAUGGAUCUUCCCGAUUUUGAGUACCCUUGGCACACUAGCCUGUGUGGUGGAACCGCCCACACUGCCCAAAUCCGGUGCUGUCCCUACCUCUGGAAAGUUUCCUUUUGCCGUUCACGCCCUCUGACCUCCUCAUCUGAUGCACAUGCCCUUCUGCGCUCCAGUGACGCCAUUGUCCCCGCACAACAGGGCAGAUCCGGGUAGUUGGCAUGGGAACACCAGGAGGAAUGGGGACGGAGAUUAGAGGCUGGGUUUGCUGGAGGUGGCAGUCUCUGUCCUAGGCUGGGCCAACCGUCUGGGUUUCUGCGGUCUAUGUUUCUUCUUUCCUUCUGCCGCCUCCUCCCUGGUCCGGGGCUGUUGCUUCCAGAGCCCCACAUCUCCUUGAGAUGUCUGUGAUAAACUCCCAGCCUUCCCCCUUUGGACACCUGACACGGGAGAGACACAUUGAAUCCGUGGCCAAGCCACUGAAGUGGGAUGAUGCCCCAGAGCUCCUGGCUGGGGAGGCAUCUCAAGGCUGCACCAGUGACGUCUUGGCUACUGGGUCAGAUUCAACACGGCUUCAGAGGCACCCCCUGCAGGUAGUCAACACCUGGGGCAUCAAGGGGUACAACUGCAGCACAGAGGCUUGGAUGUGCUAUGAAACAGCGCCCUCCAGAACAAAGUGCCAGGGUGCCCUGGAUUUACCUCUGGUGCCACCAGCCUACGGAGGGGGUCAAGAAGGAGAGCUGGGUCCCUCGCGGCACCGAGAGGCCGGCCCUCAUCCUGGACUGCAGUUACUGGCCGGGGCCCAAGAGCUCUGCAUCACCUCCAAGGCUGAGCGCCACGGACUUGUCAGCAGCUCCCAAAGAGGAAGCUACAUCAUCAGAGGCGCAGCUGGCGAAAGGGGACUCCUGCUAUUGGCCACCGAAGAAUGCAACAACUGCUGCUUUCACCUGUGUGGCCCUGCCCGCCCCUGCCACCUUUGCCUCCAAGAUCAGGAAGGCCACGUCGUCCUGUGGUUCUGCAGACCUUUCCGACUGGGCCUCGGCUGUCUCCGUUGCUGCCAGAUGGAGAUGGUGGCUUUCACUGGCGAUAACCGGCUUAUCGGCACCGUGCGCCAGAGGUGCGGCACCUUCUCCCAUUUCCUGGAAGUCAGUGAUGCCUGUGGUUUUGCCACCAUGAAGAUCUAUGGCUCCUGCAUUCCUAGACGGUGCUUCUCCGAACAGGAGUUCCAGGUUCGCUCCUCCACUGACAGCGUAGUAGCCACUAUUUGGAAGAAGUGGCCGGGAUUCAAGGAGGAACGCAACAUGGAUCAUGAGUCCUUUGGAGUGGACUUUGUUGCAGCAGACCUGAGCAAUGAGGAGAGGGCUUUGCUCCUGGCUGCAGCAUUCCUGCUGAACUUCAUGUUCUUUGAAGUGAGCUGAUGGGCAGCGCUAAGAGAAGACAGAAAGGAACUUUAGUGGCUCAACCCCGUUCUGCACCCAGAGGAUCCCCAAUUGUAACGUCUUGCCGUGGAGAAGCUCCCACAGUGCCUCCGACUAAGAAGGGGGUGCAAACCUUGUACUGAAAUGCCUGCACCUUUCACAGCUGCCUGGGAUCCAGGCAUCCAACAGGAGA